CCGCGGAAAAGUGAAAGUGUCUGCCAGCCGAGGUCGCGCAUUGGGGGGGCGGGGCCGGCGCGGACCUGGGAGCGGGCGCCGGGUGUUCCAGGGGCCAUGGAUGGGCUCGGCCGCCGCCUCCGAGCCAGCCUGAGACUGAAGCGCGGCCGUGGGGGACCUCCCCAGGAUAAUCUGGGGGAAGUUGUAAAGGAACCAGAAAGGGCCCAGGAGCACUGUCUACCCAACUUUGCCGGAGGGCAGCACUUCUUUGAAUACCUCCUCGUGGUUUCUCUCAAAAAAAAGCCUUCGGGGGAUGAUUAUGAGCCCACAAUCACCUACCAGUUCCCCAAGCGAGAGAACUUGCUUCGGGGACAACAGGAGGAGGAGGAACGGCUGCUCGGAGCCAUCCCCUUGUUUUGCUUCCCAGAUGGGAAUGAGUGGGCCCCACUCACUGAGUAUCCCAGGGAGACCUUCUCGUUUGUCCUGACCAACGUGGAUGGCAGCAGGAAGAUUGGAUACUGCAGGCGCCUCUUGCCCGCCGGCCGUGGUCCUCGCCUCCCCAGGGUGUACUGCAUCAUCAGCUGCAUUGGCUGCUUCGGCUUGUUCUCCAAGAUCCUGGAUGAAGUGGAAAAGAGGCAUCAGAUCUCCAUGGCAGUCAUCUACCCAUUCAUGCAGGGCCUCCGAGAGGCAGCCUUCCCCGCUCCUGGGAAGACCGUCACCCUCAAGAGCUUCAUCCCCGACUCAGGCACUGAGUUCAUUUCGCUGACGCGGCCCCUUGACUCCCACCUAGAGCACGUGGAUUUUAGUUCUCUGUUGCGCUGUCUCAGUUUUGAGCAGAUUCUUCAGAUCUUUGCCUCUGCAGUGCUGGAGAGAAGAAUCAUCUUCCUGGCAGAAGGUCUCAGCACACUGUCUCAGUGCAUCCAUGCUGCUGCGGCGCUGCUCUACCCCUUCAGCUGGGCCCACACCUACAUCCCUGUUGUCCCCGAGAGCCUUCUGGCCACUGUCUGCUGCCCCACUCCCUUCAUGGUUGGAGUCCAAAUGCGCUUUCGGCAGGAGGUUAUGGAGAGCCCCAUGGAAGAGGUCCUGUUGGUGAAUCUUUGUGAAGGAACCUUCUUAAUGUCAGUUGGUGAUGAAAAAGACAUCCUACCACCCAAGCUUCAGGAGGACAUCUUAGAAUCUCUUGGUCAGGGGAUCAAGGGGUCACAGACUUCUGAACAAAUCAAUGAGCAUGUUUCAGGCCCUUUUGUGCAGUUCUUUGUCAAGACUGUGGGCCACUACGCUUCCUACAUCAAGCGGGAAGCAAAUGGGCAAGGCCACUUCCAAGAACGGGGCUUCUAUAAGGCUCUGACCUCCAAGGCCAACCGCCGAUUUGUGAAGAAGUUUGUGAAGACACAGCUCUUUUCCCUUUUCAUCCAGGAAGCUGAGAAGAGCAAGAACCCUCCUGCAGGCUAUUUCCAACAGAAAAUACUUGAAUACGAGGAACGGAAGAAACAGAAGAAACCAAAGGAAAAGACUUUGAAAUAAGAGCUGUGGUGAACAGCAGUGACUAGACCUAUAGGCCAGUUGUGGACUUUGGCCCCUGCCAGCAUGGUAGGAUGUGAAGCUCUCAGCCCCCAGAAUCCACAGCCUUCUUCCGAGUCCUGGUAACCAGGUCUUGCUUCAAGUUGGUGUCCUGAGUUUGGGAUCCCUGGAAUCAGCUUUCUCAAGACUUUGGAAGGCUCUGACCUCUGUGCUCACAGAGCUGGGCACAAAGCUGCCUUUCCUGCAGAGGUGACACCGGGCAGGAGACAGUAGUAGAGGUGUUGUAGAGUCUUACAAGUUGCUGUAACUGCCCUCUUCCAGGAACCUCUUACAAAAUCCUCAACAGGGAAAGCAGUUGUGGCCCAAAGGCUCAGUUUCUCCACAU
Globicephala melas (long-finned pilot whale) is the source of this 1885-nucleotide messenger RNA. It is a transcript of the gene DENND2D, whose product is annotated as DENN domain containing 2D. Lineage: Eukaryota; Metazoa; Chordata; Mammalia; Artiodactyla; Delphinidae. The record is from RefSeq and is a predicted model, not a curated record. Gene Ontology annotation, cellular component: cytosol; nucleoplasm.